UAUAGUUACGGCUCAAGCUUAGCGGCAGUCACUCCUAGAGGCUCAGCAAACACCACUGGGGUUCUUGGGGGAAAAAAAAAAAAUCUCUCAAGGUGAUAUUGACCUGGGACGCUUGGUAACUGGGGGAACUUCUUGAGAGUUUUUUCUUUUUUUAAAUCUUCUCUGAUUAUUUCUCCUUUUCUAAUAAAGUAUAGAAAAGUAUAGAAAAGAAUCAUGUCGGAACACAGCAGGAAUUCAGAUCAAGAAGAACUCUUUGAUGGGGAGAUUGAUGAAGACGAAAUCUUGGCCAACUUGUCUCCAGAAGAGCUUAAAGAACUGCAGCUGGAAAUGGAGGUGAUGGCCCCUGACCCCAGGCUUCCUGUGGGAAUGAUUCAGAAGGAUCAGACUGACAAGCCACCAACAGGGAACUUCGACCAUAAAUCUCUCGUUGAUUAUAUGUAUUGGCAAAAGGCAUCCAGACGCAUGCUGGAAGACGAACGUGUUCCUCUUACCUUUGUGUCAUCCAAGGGAAAAACUCAAGAACAGCAUGAAGAAAUAGACAAAAGUAAUAAAAAUGUGUCCCAGUAUUUAAAAGAAAAGCUUAAUAAUGAAAUCGCUGCACAUAAAACAGAAUCACAGGGCAGUGACAAUGUCCAAGAAACAAAUAAUGAAGAUAAUGAAGAUGAUGUGGAAGAUGAAGAAGAUGACACAGAAGAUGAAGAAGAUGAUUCAGAAGAUGAAGAAGAUGAAGGAAAAGAGGACAGUGAAGAGAGUGAUGAAAAAACAAAAAGAGGAGAGGAAGGUGAGGUAAAGGAGCAAAUCAGAAAUGGUGAGAACAACAGCCAACAGGUAACUGAUAAAGUAACUGAAGAACAGAAGGACAGACCAGAGGCCCAAGAAAAAAGUGAGAAAAAAAUAUCAAAAUUAGAUCCCAAGAAGCUAGCUCUAGAUACCAGUUUUUUGAAGGUAAGUGCAAGGCCUUCCGGAAACCAAACGGACCUAGAUGGGAGCUUAAGGCGAGUGAGACAAAAUGACCCUGACGUGAAGGAACUCAACCUGAACAACAUUGAAAACAUCCCCAAAGAAAUGUUGUUGGACUUUGUCAACGCGAUGAAGAAAAACAAACACAUCAAAACCUUCAGUUUAGCGAACGUGGGUGCGGAUGAGAACCUAGCAUUCGCCCUGGCCAACAUGUUGCGUGAAAACAGGAGCAUUACCACUCUUAACAUCGAGUCCAAUUUCAUCUCAGGCAAGGGAAUCGUGGCCAUCAUGAGGUGUCUCCAGUUUAAUGAGACACUAACCGAACUUCGGUUUCACAAUCAGAGGCAUAUGUUGGGCCACCAUGCUGAAACGGAAAUAGCCAGGCUUUUGAAGGCAAACAACACUCUCCUGAAGAUGGGCUACCAUUUUGAGCUUCCAGGUCCCAGAAUGGUGGUAACCAAUCUGCUCACCAGGAAUCAGGAUAGACAAAGGCAGAAAAGACAAGAAGAACAGAAACAGCAGCAACUCAAAGAGCAGAGAAAGUUAAUAGCCAUGUUGGAGAACGGGUUGGGGCUGCCACCUGGGAUGUGGGAGACGCUGGGGGGACCAGUGCCCGAUUCUGGGAUGCAGGAGUUCCUCCAGACUCCUCCUCCUCCUCCUCGACCUCCCAGCUCCCACGCAGUCCCCUUCAGUCGACAAAAUGAAAUGAUGAAAAAGCCAUCGCACACUCCGAAGUACAGGACGGACCCUGACACCUUCCGCAUGGUAAAGCUAAAGAGGAUCCAGCGCAAAUCUCGGAUGCCAGAAGCCAGAGAAUCAGCCGAGAAAACCAACCUCAAAGACGUGAUCAAAACACUCAAACCAGUGCCGAGAAAUAGGCCACCCCCGCUGGUGGAAAUCACCCCCAGAGAUCAGCUCUUGAACGACAUUCGUCACAGUAACGUCGCCUAUCUUAAACCUGUGCAACUGCCAAAAGAGCUGGCAUAAGAGGCAACAGAAUAAUCUCGGAGAAGAAGGAAUUCACAUAAUGACUCUUGGAUUAGAGUUGGGAGACUGUUUCAGCAGCAUACUUCUGGAUCCAGGUGGUGGAACUGGGAACAUUGCUAAGUGAUAGGAGUAUUUUGUAAAAGGCUUGGCCCGUGACAAAAUAGGGGCUGAAAAGGCAGGGGGAAGGAGAUAAAAUAUGAAUAUUCAGGGCAAGAUUUUCUACUUCCAAUCAGUUGGAGUGACUUAGGUGAAACUGAGUCUUCUAGCAGAAGUUAAUUUUUUCGUAAACAUUUGCUUUAUUAUUGCUUUCUUCUGGUAAAUAACAAUAAAUACUAUAGCGGUGUUAA
Messenger RNA from Balaenoptera ricei (Rice's whale), 2294 nucleotides. It is a transcript of the gene LMOD3, whose product is annotated as leiomodin 3. NCBI's taxonomy places the organism in Eukaryota, Metazoa, Chordata, Mammalia, Artiodactyla, Balaenopteridae. Gene Ontology annotation, cellular component: myofibril; striated muscle thin filament. The record is from RefSeq and is a predicted model, not a curated record. Gene Ontology annotation, molecular function: tropomyosin binding. The transcript has 3 exons. Gene Ontology annotation, biological process: pointed-end actin filament capping; myofibril assembly; muscle contraction. The coding region runs from base 214 to 1947 and encodes 577 amino acids.